Molecule: messenger RNA, 260 nt
Organism: Arabidopsis thaliana (thale cress)
Lineage: Eukaryota; Viridiplantae; Streptophyta; Magnoliopsida; Brassicales; Brassicaceae
Exons: 1
Coding region: 7-162 (51 amino acids)
Source: RefSeq, marked reviewed
UUUAUUAUGAAAAAAAUGGAAUUAACCUCCAAUGGCAGCUUGCUCCCUAUGAAUGAGAUCUGUCGGUGGUUAUUCCAAGCUCAUUGGAACUACAGAGACAGUGUCAUUGACGUGGCAACAACAAUCUUUAAAUUGAUUGAUAUUUUUCUUCUAAUUUUGUAAUUUCAUAAAAUACAGACCUCAUAUUGCUGCAAACCUUGGAUUAUAAUCUCCUUUAUGAGCUGGAUAUAUACUAUAUCUAGAUAGCAUUCUCUAUAUAG